Molecule: messenger RNA, 1453 nt
Organism: Vitrella brassicaformis
Lineage: Eukaryota; Vitrellaceae
Source: the annotation of a GenBank genome assembly
CACGCAGCUAUCGACAUUCAGUGUCAAAGACCACAAAACCGUGGACACAACGGAGACAGCACUACAAAACAACACACACACUCAGACUUCCUGCCUGCGGUCCUGCAUAUAGUUGCCGCGCCACGCACUCACGGACCGAGUCACGGUCCCUCGUGCAUCUUCUUCGCAUCGGCGAGCAGAACGAGAGUGCAGCGGUGGUAGAGCAUGAACUUGAAGCCAUCUGUCUCGCCAGUCUUCACCCCCAUCGCCUUUCUCACCUUCUCAUACACAGCGUCGCACAGCGCGUCCCCUCUCCCCGCCUCCCUGUCGUUGCACUCGUGCACGGCGCUCCACGUCGAUAUGUACGCCCGCAGCGUCUCGAUGUCAGUCUCCCGCUUGAGAGUGAACUCGUGCCGCUUCACUGUGUCGAAGUGCUGGUCGAAUGGGAUGGUCGUGUACCGCUUGUCGACCAGCUCGAUUCGCCGCCAAUCCCACGGGAGCGAGUGGAAAAAGGCUGAGAAGUGGGCUGAGGCGUCAGGAUUGUCGAAGUAGGCGUUCUCGUAUGUCCAAACUGAACCACACACACACACACAGACAGACAGACAGACAGACAGACAGAGAGAGAGAGAGUGGGAGAGGGAGAGAGAGAGAGAGAGAGUGGGAGAGGGGGAGAGAGAGAGAGAGAGAGAGUGGGUGGGAGAGGGAGAGAGAGUGGGAGAGGGAGAGAGAGAGAGAGAGAGUGGGAGAGGGGGAGAGAGAGAGAGAGAGAGAGUGGGAGACAGAGAGAGAGAGAGUGGGAGAGGGAGAGAGAGAGAGAGAGAGGGAGAGGUGAAGUCAACGAAGUGACCAGAAUCGGCACGGCAAUCUCACCUGCCACCACGCCGGUUGGCCGGAGCACUCGACGACAUUCCCUGAAGAAUGCAGGCAGGUCGAACCAGUGGGCCGCCUGCGCCGCCGUCACAAGAUCAACGCUCCCAUCGCUCGCUGGCAGGCUCUCGGCUGCACCUGACAGAAGAAAGGCAGCAAACACAGACAGUCAUCAGACACUCAAUAAUUACAACGAUUACAUUGCAAUGCACACGUUCACUCACCGACAUGGUACUUCACUCUCGGAUGCGCCGCGGCGUGGUCGAGCUGCGAUUGGCUCGCGUCGAUUCCAAUGACGUCGUCGAACCCGUGAGCGAGCCUCGUAGUCACCUGCCCGUUGCCACAUCUGCAGAUCGAAGCGACACAGAUCAGAGUGAAUGAACUGCUGUGCUUGUGUGUUGUGUUUGUGCCAUCCUCACCCACCCGACAUCAAUGGCGAGUCUCGUUUGGCCGCCUGCCUGCCUGAUGAACCCCAGUAUGGUUUCGUAGAGCUGCUGCGGAUAGGUGGGACGGGUCGACGCGUACGCGUGAGAGUUGAAGCCGGCCUUUGCGAAAUGGUGUGCCAUCAGUUUCGGGGAAUGGCGUUAGGGCCUAGCGUGAAACCGCU